Messenger RNA from Plasmopara halstedii, 3315 nucleotides. Its product is annotated as Vesicle coat complex COPII, subunit SEC31. The record is from RefSeq and is a predicted model, not a curated record. The coding region runs from base 1 to 3315 and encodes 1104 amino acids. NCBI's taxonomy places the organism in Eukaryota, Oomycota, Peronosporomycetes, Peronosporales, Peronosporaceae. Gene Ontology annotation, cellular component: endoplasmic reticulum exit site; COPII vesicle coat. Gene Ontology annotation, molecular function: structural molecule activity; protein binding. The transcript is spliced from 8 exons. Gene Ontology annotation, biological process: endoplasmic reticulum to Golgi vesicle-mediated transport; endoplasmic reticulum organization; intracellular protein transport.
AUGUCAUGGUGUCCCGAUGAUCCUGGUCUAAUUCUGUCAAGCGGGAAGGACAAUCGCACGCUUUUAUGGGAUCUUUUCUCACGCAAGACUAUAAUCGAAUUUCCCUCAGAAUCACCCAACGCGCCUACAAUGGGAUCAGAUCAUUUCUUUGGGGGUGGUCUUGCCGGUCAGCGUCGUUGGAAUGUGCAGUGGUCUCCUCAGGUUCCUGCAGUAGCCUCAACGUGCUCACUUGACGGAAAACUUCAGAUUUGGGGACUUUCUGGAGGUGGCAACCCGGAUUGCCGUCCACCAAAAUGGAUGCGACGUCCAGCUGGCGCAUCAUUCGGAUUUGGUGGUAAAUUGGUGAUCGCUACUAACUCUCAAGAAACCUUAGCCCUCAACGGUGACCACUCUCGUCUUAUUCACAUGCAACGCGUGAUUAGUGACCCAGCUUUGGUGGCCGAAGCGGAAAAUUUGGAUCGCUCGUUAGAGUCUAAAGAUUUUAAAGGUUACUGUGAGCAGAAGAUUGCAUCGGCAACAACGGCUGAGGAGCGAAGUGUUUGGAGUUUUAUGAAAAUUUUGUUUGAAAAAGAUGCUCGGCAACAUUUGCUGCUUCACUUGGGGUUGGAUGCUGAGAAAAUUAACAAAUGGAACGCCAAGUUCAGUCCGGAGGCUGCGGCACAGCAAGCUACGACCCCAGCUGCAGCGCAGAUACCAGGAGCUCAAGUUGAUCCUGUUACCGGUGCGCUGCUAAGUGACCGAAUUGAUUCGGGUAUGGGAGCGGACGAUGUUUUUUCAUCGGGAUAUCAACCGAACGAAGGUGAUGAGUCUCUUACCCCCGCACCCACGCUAACAGACGUCUCAUCUCUAGUCGCGGCGCUUCCUUCUCCUUUGGACGAGGACAAAAGCCAGCGUGUGGAUGCAGCCCCAGCACCUGUUUACACUGAAGAAUCCGAAAAUACUUUGAUGCAAGCGCUAUUGGUAGGAAACUUUGAAGUUGCUGUCAACUGCUGCUUGGCGUACAAUCAGCUUGCAGACGCUUUGUUGCUUGCUUCCUGUGGUGGCCCUGAGCUUUGGGAGACAACCCAGCGCGCGUUCUUUUCCCACCAGCAACGCCCUGUGAUGCGCGUGGUGUCAGCGAUCAUUAAAAAUGAGCUGAGUGAGCUCGUUGAUGUGUGUGACUUGUCUGAAUGGCGCGAGACCCUGGCAAUCUUAAGCACAUAUGCUAAGAGCGAAAAAUUUCCGUCACUUUGUGACAAGCUGGCCACCCGAUUGGAGGCGGCUGGCGACUUGCAUUCUGCAACAUUGUGCUUUAUGUGCGCUGUGAAUAUCGAAAAGACUGUGAAUGCAUGGUGUAAGGAAAGCGAAUACGAGGCACAUACCCAUGGUCACACAUUCGCACUCCACCGUCUUGUUGAAAAAGUAUCUGUGUUUGCAGCAGCUGUCGACCAGCCUGACCAAUCCAUGGGCCCUGAGGUGGCCCAGCGUUUUGCUGAAUAUGCUUCUUUGAUGGCGGCGGAAGGUCGUCUGGACAUUGCUGCGAAGUACGCACGCUUCCCGGAUCUGAGUUGUGCGAUAUUGAAAGAUCGAAUUUACCACGCUUAUCCGACGCAGAACUAUCAUCCACCUCCUUUUCCGUUCGACGUGGUACAGGUUCAAACCCAGGCGCAGCUUCAGCAGCAGCAACAACAACAACAGCAGCAACAACAACAACAGCAGCAACAACAACAGCUACAACAGCAACGACAACAACAGCGCCAGGCUGCUCAGCAACCCAGAGGUUACGGCAACAAUCACGCCUACGGACCAGGAGCUACUUUUGGCACUACAACAGCGCCAACGCUAGCUCCUGCUGCUCCUAUACCAACGCCUGGCGUAUACGGGGGCCAAGGAGGAGGAUUCCAGCCGCAACAGCAUGCUUCAGCACUACCGCCUGCUCUUCCGGUCCGCCCUGGCGGCUAUCAGUCUUUGCCCCAACAGCCUGCGUUCGCCGCCACACCUGGCCUACCCCCGCAACCGCAACAGCCCGGAGGUUACCCGAGCCAGCAACAGCCCGGAGGUUACCCGAAUCAGCAGCAGCCCGUAGGUUAUCCAACCCAACAGCCACUUGGAGGGUACCCCAACCAACAGCCAUCAAGAGGUCAUCUGAAGCAGCAGCCCCCUGGAGGAUUCUCUCACCAGCAGCCAACAGGAGGGUACUCGAACCAGUCACAGCCAUCGUUUCCCAGCCAACCACAACCGUCUCCAUAUGCUGGGAAUUCUGCAACAUCGCCAUUCCCGGGUCAAUCUACUGCUUCUUCUUACCGAGGGCAGGCACAACAGAAUCUAGCGUCUCCGCAGCAGCCUGGGUACGGCCGUCAACAGCAGCCAGGCUUCCCCGUUCAACAAACUCCUCAGCCAGGGUUUCCUUCUGGCCCUCGCUCCUCGUCAGGAGGCCGCCAACAGAUGUACUCGGGUCCACCCUCGGCAGGUGGAACACCUCACAUGUCUUGCAUGGCGUCACCGGCUUAUGGUAGUACCCAUUCCGGAAGUAAUAAUGGCGCUCCCACUCCAGCUUCUGCCUCUAUCCCUCAAGGUACGGGAAUCAACCCACUCACCGCUGCGAUGGGAUCUUCACGUAUUUCGAAGCCCUCAGUUGAUAUGAGCUCGCACCAACGCGACGGAUUCGUCAGCAGUGUUGGCAAUAAGGAGUUAACACUUAAAUAUGGGAAUGCUACCACAGCCUCUCUUUCGCCCUUGGCAAAUGCAGGCCCGAAGGCUAAUGACCUACCCCCGAACGUUGUGCCGGGCAGCACUGAAAAUGUUGGGCCUCAAGACCUACCAAUCGUAAACUCGUUUAACGACCUCGUGAGUCAGCUUUUAAGUCUUCCUCUUACUAUGAUGGAGCAGAAACAGCUGCAGGAGAUCCAAAAAGGCAAGGAAAUUAUGUUCACCAAGCUUAAUGUUGGUGCGCUGGCGCCCGAUGUUGUUUCCCGACUGCAUGAAAUGGUAAAAUGCUUUGAACAGCGCAAUUUUGUAAGGGAGGUAGAACGCGACAGCAACGUAUCGCACGAAGACCACACUCAGCGGACUGUAGAGUGUAUUUGGCAGUACACCAGAAAACAAAGUGAGUUAAGUGCGGCUAAGAAAGUUGCAAAACAGACAGGUUUCAAAUUCGUAAUUCCGGGCUAUUACGGCCGUGAGCACACGGCGAGAUGCAUCUGCGACUGUGAUGCGCCCGGUGGCACAGGGCAAAAAUUCUCCACUGAUGUGCAUGACCAUGAGCUUUUAUUUUUGAGAAGCACGAGUUGCAAGAUAAGCCAAUGGUACUCUGUUCCUCGAAAAGAAUAUCAUUAA